GCGCGGAUCCACAGGAACCAAGCCCCAACAGGGACCUAAGACCCCUCGGAUCCCGCGCAGAUGACGCACGACCAUGCCCGCUACCACUGACGCCAAUGCACAAGCCAGCCCCAAGAGGCCGGUUACCCCUCCUAUACCAGUUCAGCAGGCAGAUGAAAUGCAACUAGCGUUUCUCAAACGUCUCCAGCUCUACUCGGAGACUACGGCAGCUGAACUGAGCAAGUGGGAAGAGGAGGAAGCCACCCGCCAGCAGGCAAUCCAACGCCAGCUAGCAGAGGCAGAGGCAGCACGUCAGCAGGCCGCAGCCGAAGCUGCAGCAGCCGCGCGGUUGCAGCAGCAGCAGGUCGAGGCAAGUCAGAAUCAAGCUCGUUACUUGGCUACAAUGGAGCUCGCCAACGAAGAAGCCACGUACUGGAGGAUACUUCGACAACAGCACUUUCGAGCAAACGAAGAACAAGAGGAGCCAACCGAGGAAGAGAGAAGAAAGGAGGAAAUAGCAGUACUAAUGGAACUGCUGUACACAUGCAAUUGGCAGCAACGCGAGCUGCUGGCCAUGCGGCAGACCCUCAUCCGCCACGAAGCAACGCUUCGGACGCAGGAACAGAGGAUCACCGCCUUGCAGAACGCGAACAGUCAGCUGCAGACCACUGUCGGCACAGGGUUGGCACGACUGUCUGCAGUUGAGUCGACAGGCAGUGCAGUGGCAGACUGCAGCCCAGCUUUGGCCGCGCAGGCCAAGCAACUCGAGGAGCGGAUCAACCACGUCGUAGCAUGCCUUGGCGACAUCAGCAAGUUUGUUGGAGCAACGACAGUCAGCAAUCAGCUGUAGACGCUCAGCGACCACGUUCAGCAACAACCGGUUGCCGUUGCAUGGAAGAUGCCGAACUUC
This is a messenger RNA of Chara braunii, 889 nucleotides long. Lineage: Eukaryota; Viridiplantae; Streptophyta; Charophyceae; Charales; Characeae. The record is from the annotation of a GenBank genome assembly.